AUGCCAUCUGUCAGGAGAUGCGAAGACAUCGAAGUUGAAGCUGCGAGUGCUCAGCGGACACAACACCUUGGGGAUCAUGAUAUGUCAGCCAGAGCCCAGUGUAUCAACUAUAUGCGCGAGAUGCAAGCUGAGAAAACGAGUGAUCUUAAAUUCAUUUUCAUCACCACGCAGACGUCAUUUGCGAUUAUGUCGCAUACCAGGCAAAGUGAAUUAUCUCGGCCUGUCCGAGUGCUCCGUGGGGACCUUCAGCAUGCGCAUGCUGUGCACCCUAUCAUGGACAAAUCGCGCUCGAUGGCUUCUCGCACAAGGAGCGGACGUCCUGCCUAUCUCGUCACGACCAAUAUCAAGCACGUGAAAGAGGUUUUGGGUGCAGCGUAUAUAAGGCUGACAUUAGAGGAGUUGAGGAGGUUACUGCCAUUCUGUCCGGGUAAGGACUUGUCCUCGGGCACGAGCGUGGACUACAUCACUGCCUUCUACAACCCCGGCAACAUCUAG
Messenger RNA from Laetiporus sulphureus 93-53, 495 nucleotides. RefSeq lists its product as uncharacterized. The record is from RefSeq and is a predicted model, not a curated record. The coding region runs from base 1 to 495 and encodes 164 amino acids. The transcript has 7 exons. Lineage: Eukaryota; Fungi; Basidiomycota; Agaricomycetes; Polyporales; Laetiporaceae.